AUGGAACUUGUAAACGUCCCAAUUUUUGAAGAUGCCAUCAAACGUUGUGCAUUUUUGUGGGUUAGGGAUAAGAGGGUUGCAUUAGAAAGUUUGUCAUUGUGGGUUGCUUCCACUGGUGUUACCAAACCCGCAUGUCUUACAAAAUAUUACUCGAAAGUGAUAAAAGCCAGAUGUGGCCUACGACAGUCUCCGUACAAUAAAUCCAUCAUUUGGAAUUUUUUUCAAGGAAACGUAUUAGAAAAAUGCGAUGUAGAGGCCAUGCUCAAGGUUCUCUGGACAUUCAACAUUCAUCAAUUUUUGGCUAUCCAUGGUGCUCCUGAAGGAUAA
Molecule: messenger RNA, 327 nt
Organism: Dovyalis caffra
Lineage: Eukaryota; Viridiplantae; Streptophyta; Magnoliopsida; Malpighiales; Salicaceae
Source: the annotation of a GenBank genome assembly